Messenger RNA from Anarrhichthys ocellatus (wolf-eel), 17556 nucleotides. RefSeq names its product autism susceptibility gene 2 protein-like. The record is from RefSeq and is a predicted model, not a curated record. Lineage: Eukaryota; Metazoa; Chordata; Actinopteri; Perciformes; Anarhichadidae. The transcript is spliced from 15 exons. The coding region runs from base 11494 to 14709 and encodes 1071 amino acids.
UAAUGAUCUAUUAGUGAAUAAUGUGUCACGGAAUGUUUUUAUUUAACAUUCUUCAAGAUAAACGAAGACGGCAUGUCAGUAGUCUGUUACGUUCCACCCAUUACAUGUGGGCGGUCUAAGGUAAUCUGCACCCACAGAUGAGGCCUGGAGGUUCAGCUACCACAUGCUACUGAACAAAAGUGAAGCAUGACUAAGGUGGGUGGUGCGUGGAAGAUUAGGUAGUGGAGAGAGAGAAAAGUUUGUCCUGGGCUCUCUGCGGAGACCCAGCAUGACCAAUUGAGGUGAAGGGGAUGAAUGAGGCCAUUCACUGGGUCUAAUGAAAGAGUUCCUGCUGGGCCCUGAAUGAGGGUGGGCCCAUCUGCACCACAUAGGCGUGCACAAACCAGUGACCUCGAAAAUUACCCAGGAAGCACUUUGGGACAGUCACCCCAGCAACAGGCUGGGGUUCGCAUAGUAACCAGGCGCUUCAAUCAAGGCCUGGCAGCUUCUUCAACAGAGCAAAGUUUUUCUCUGUAUUGAAAGAACUCUGUGUGAAAUCAACUCCGAGGGAUACCUCCCCCAGUUUUUUUAAGGGGGGGGCUGCCAAUGAUUGUCCCAUGUGAAAACGUCCAGAAGCUCCCACCAUCUUUAAGAGGUGUGGGACGAUGCCCUCAGGACUUUUCCUCUCAACACAAAGAUGUGUUUGUCUUAGCUACAUAUGAACAUGCACUGCCUGCCUGUAUGUGCAGUGCUGGGUGUAGGUUAAUUAGGUUCAGGGCAUGUAUAGUGACAGGUUUAGGAGGCUGGGAAAUAGAUCCAAUUACAAAGAGUCCAGAUAAGGAGUGAGAUUCCCUCAACGCCCCUGGGGAAUGGACAUUAAGUUUACAAGCAUCUUAAAGGAUCUGGUUCAUCGGAUUUUAUCUAUGUUAUUUGGUAUAAUAUAUUCAGUCUUCACGAGGCGGAGGCACGCAGGUCAUUGAAGUUCCAUUCCCGUCUCCGUUCCCUCACGGAACUUUUGACAGCGUGAAAUGACAAUCCACCCCCUGCACGCAUCCCCCACGUCAAAAAGUAAUGAGAUUGUGCUGCUGGAAAUAUCACUACAAAGCAUCAGGCCUGCACUCGGGUCUGACUGCACCUUCAAACAGCGCUGCCUGCCAGCUCGCCUGCCUCGCCUGCAUGCUGAAAAAGAAAGGAACAAAAACAAUCAGAAUCAGACACAGAGAAACGGCGAGGGAAGCUCCCUACGCUGAGACAAACGAACACGCCAGGGCCUUUCAUCCUGAGAGUGAUUAGCCAUCCGAAACGUUUUAUAACCCAGCGUUGAGUGUGUUCCUCAAACGAAAAGAGUUCCAUUGAGGAGUGGUGGUGAGAUGUGUCUCGCUGGGAAGCGCCAGUGAUCUAGUCUCUAAUUGUGGCGUCGCUGACAAGACUGGUGUGGCUGGGAGCUUUUUAAGCGGGGCUUUUUGCUACGCUCUUGUUCCCUUCCUGUCAGAUCCACAACCAAAGGCACCAGGGAACAAAAAGGCCCCUCCGAUUCUGCUUUUACAUCCAUCUGCCUAUUGCUUUGUGCAUAUAAAUACAGGCCUAAUUUAACACUCUAAUAGGCCCUGAUGCUGGCCUAAUGUGACCAAAAACUACAAUUGUUGCUGUAAAUGCAGUGUUUGGUUGCAGAUAUGUAAUAUCACCGAACAUAGUUUUCAGUCUGUGUAAUUGCUGUCUCAUAUUCUUUCAUAUAUCAUUGAUUGAAGUCUCUCAGCUUCAGAGAAGAUGCAACGUUUCUGACACAUUGGUAGUAGUACUACCCUUCUUCUGCAGUGUAGCGGGAACACAGUCAUGUUCGCGGUCUUUGAGCGAUGUUCAGUAGAGCUGGUAGGAGCUUUCAAAAUCUGGCACGGAAAACCUCUCGGAUCCUCUACUGUUCAGAAGCCAGGUUGUCGUAGGUUUGAGGAAUCGAAGAGAGGCAGUUUGAAGAAUCAAAGAACCGGUGACAGUGGGUGAAAAAAGGGGGAGGGGUAGAGAAGAGAGGAAAGGAGUGAAACCCUAGCUCAUAAAAAUCAGUAUUAUAACAACAUUAAUUGAUGCUGCUGAGUGCCAUAUGUGAUGCCAUAUGGAAAGGCUGCCCCACAGGCCUGCUAUAAUAGACAGCCCGCAGCGGUGCACACAACUUGGCACAUUUACAAACAAGGGACGUCCCAUUAAUAUCAGCCACGCAGUCCGGGCAGGAGACAGUGGGAGAGAGAGGGAGAGGGUGUUGGAGGGAGGGAGGGAGCGGGCGACAAAAUAAAGAGAGGGAACCAAGUUACCUCAUGUUUUGUUUGCCAUCCUUAGUCCUCAUGUUUUUACUAUUUAUCCACUUGCCUCAUGCUAUCAUUCUUACCAAAUGAAAGAGAUUUACUCUAUGUGCAUUUAAAAUCUCUGCUCCUCUACUUCCACGGUUCCUUAAUUACAGUAAUAAAUGGCCCCUCCCCUCUGGGUUGAUCAGACCGCCCUCUGUCCACCCAACUGUCACUCCCACCACAUGCCCAGAGGUACUUUCAUCUCUCUCUCUCUCUCUCUCUCACUCUCACUCUCACUCUCACUCACACACACACACGCACACGCACGCACACACAGACACACACUUCAGUAGGUUAGAUGAUUCAUUGCACCUUGACAAAGGCGGCGUGAACGAGCUCUGUUUAACCUCUUCUGUGCCUAAUCACAGGGCAGCUGUUAUUUACUGCUGCUGUCCACACUUUCCGCUGCCUGGUUGCUCACAUUCAACACUGUCCCUCACUUACACUGCAUCAGGUCUUAUCAGAGCAGACUGGCUUGAUGUGGGCAUUCUGCAAGAUAUAUUUCACUGAAAAUUUCAUAAAUCAUACACUCGUUUUAUAUUCAUUUUGAAUAGGUUUAAUCAAGUGAAUAAUUUAGAUCUCGUAGUACAACAGCGACUAAUUAAUAUUUUCAUUAUACUGAAAAAUCUAUUGAUUAUGUUUCUGAUAGUAAAUUGUCAGACUAAUACCCGUCCCGUCUUCAAAUUGCAUUAUUUGGCCAACCAACAGUCCAAAACCAAUAUUAAAAGUCUAAGAAAAUGUUGGUCAUGAUGGCGGCUAGAAUCAAGUUUGAAUUCUUUGAAGUUGAUGCUUUCAUUCCGUGAAAAUGUUCUUUCUCACAGGAUGUGAUAGUAUCAUUAGCCCUGUGUAUGUGAGAUGCCACAGACGUGUAUCGGCCCCUACUGCCCCGUACAGUCUGGUAGAUAGAGAUGUAUAGGAGACGCAUCUGUUUUGCGCGCUGCUUCCAGACUCUUAUGACGUGCCCGUAGCGGGGAGGGAGAGCGAGAGAUCCUUGUGAAACAAAGUUGUCAGCCAUUCUGUUGAGUUUCAUAUAAUGUGAGGCGAAACAAGAAUAGCGUACAGCUGUUUCCUCCCUGACACAGAGGGAGGCAGAUGAAGAGCAGAAGAGAGAAAGACGGGGGGAGGAAGAGGGAGAGCGAGACAGAGCUCUCCGCUCUGUGAUGUGCACUGAUGUAGCUGCAGCUCUAGGUCAAACGCUGCCAGUGUUUUGUGUUCAUCUUCGUCUCGUCUCCCAGUGCUCCUCUAAAUUAUUCACAGCCUGAAGAUGUGCAAUGUGGCUGCCUCCCCUUUUCCUCUCUACUCCUUCCCUCUGCAUUGCUUUCUGUCUCUAUUUCUCUGUUUCCCAUCUCCUCCUCCGUCUCUCAUGUGACUGCUUGUGUCAGAGGCAAUGAACAGAAGUUUCUCCUUGCAAGCUGGUUAAUCCCCCCAUCCCAUUCCGUAUCCACUCAUCUACCAUCAACCACCCACCUUUCAUCACCGACUCCAUCUCUCACACUCCUCCUUUCAUCCCUGCUUGUCCCUCGCUUGCCUCUCGUGGCUGCCAGACUAGAGCCAGACGCUUCUUUUUUUUUUAAGGGGGAGGCUGCCAGCUGUUAGUAUCAACUGCUUGGUAUAGCUCCUGCUCUCCCCAGCAUCCCUCUACCUCCCUCACUCUUACUUCAUAGGAUCCACGAUGUAGGGGUCGGGCUGACGGGGUGUUUUCAUCCUCUGUUGCUGGUUUUUUUUCUCUCGCCUCAACUCUUUAAUGACUUUGCGCUCAUUUUAUCCAGCCAAGUUGAGAGAUAAACCCCAAGUGCGCACCAAAUCCUCAGGCCAAUCGAUGGCACUGAUUAAAGAUGUGCCCGUCAGUCAUUUCACCUUUAACAGACUGCCAGUCCUCUGAAGAUGGAGGGAGCUCCUAGAAACCAAGGACAUGGAUGGACUAGACAAUAUGAUGAUGACACAGUAAGGCGAGUUUGUCAGCCAUCAGAGAUUUUAUCACACUUGUAUCAUCUCUUUAUUGUUUGUGGGUGUAUCAGGCUAUUGCCGGCAAUCUUGCAAAUCAGCGAGCAGGCAGAGGAAGUACCUUGAUUUGUUAUAUUUGCUGGAUUUUCUUGCAUGGUUAUUUUAUCUAUAAAUUAUUUCACAAUGGAGUUUCUGAAAAAUGUAAUAUAUCACAGUAUAUGUUGACACAAUUAACUUUAGAGUGAUGCAAACAGGCCCCGAGUCUUGUGUCUGAAGGUGUGGGCUUAUAAACUGCAUGCUUCGGUAGCAGAUUAUUAUUGUCAUGUUAAAUCGGAAGAUGCAAGAAUUAAAUCCUGUCUGGACAGCCGGGGUUGGAGGAUGAGGUGUGCCCCUCGUGGCCACCUGAGUGGAGAGGAGAGCGGAAAGAGCAGUUAAAUCCAGUUCCAACCGUUGCCACAGGACACUCAUUUGUAAUUCUGCACCCUGCCUACAAUAGCGUUUGAUCAUUGCAGAGGGGGGACAGGAGGUACAAGUCGGGGGGAAAGGAGCUGAAGCCUUCUCCCUCUCUCUUUGCUCCCCCUCCCCAAAACACCCCAUGCCCGGCCUCUCGCAAUUGCUGUCAACCAGUAUGAAUGCCCCCUCUGGCCUGAUGACAAGUCGAGCGUGAAACGCUCGGCUGCCCCCUGAAAUUAGCAGUAGAGCCCCCCGGCGGCACAUGCUUCUCAUGACCAGCACACAGUGGGCUGCCGCCAGAUUCUUUUCAUUAUGGUGGCCUGCCAGCCCCCUGACUCUACCUCCUUCUGCCUCUUCCUCCAUCCCACCCUCCCUCUCCUCCUCCUACCCCCUGUGUGUCGGCCAGAGCUCAGUAAACAGCAUCUGUAGUGCUCAUCACAUUACUGUCGUUGGGAGGAGAAGGAAGGAGGGAGCCAAGCUCUCUCUGGGUGUUGCUGUUAUUUCUGUGUAUCUAAGUGUCUUUAUGUGUGCAUACAGUAUGAGAUUUUGUGUUGUAGCAUGUAUAUGCAUGUAUAUGUGUGUUGACAGGAUUAGUAAGAGAGAGAGAGAGAGAGAGAGAGAGCUAGUAGUAGCAGUACAGAGAGUGAGAAAGCGUGAGAGAGGAGGGGAGUAGCAGUACAGAGCGAUGCCUGGAGGCUCAAUCUGUUCCUCACUGAGCUACAUCAGUGUUAGAGACGGCGGCUCGGGCCGCAGGGAAGCCUCCACUCACUCCAUCAAACUGUCAGGCAGCCAGCGGAGCUGCACAGGGAGACUCUCAGCUGCCCCCGGGGCCAGUUCAAGUCAACAUCCCAUUUCCUUGCCUCCUCGCCUAAUUUCUCCUACGCCCCGACUUAAAUUUCCAAUGCCCAGUGUCUGCCGCUGCAGCUCAGCACCACCGAGCUUGGGGCCAUGUCAAAGCACUGGGGGUGUGUGUGUGUGUGUGUGUGUGUGUGUGUGUGUGUGUGUGUUCACCUCUGAAGGCAAGAUAGCGAGCUUGUUACAGUCACACGGUCAGCAGAGACAAGAAGAAACCAAAGGGAGCCUUAUGAAAGACGAGGUGCAAAAAUAAAAACAUAAAUCAGUGUUAUUUUUUUCCUCAUUCUCUCUUACCUAUAUCCCCAUUUUUCUUCCACGACUAUAUUCAUAACACAGUUGUGUAUUCCCUGUCCCUUUAGGUUUCUGGCAGUUUUCUUCUUUCUCUCUGAGCUGAAUAAAUGCUCCCUGUUCUCUCGUACAUCUGCCAUUAGUCUGUUUUUUCCCCUUCCAAACUCCAAGGAUCAUACCACCAGCCCAGUCGGCUCUGUUGCUCCCCCAGCGAGAGCUGAAAGCAAGGGCUGAGGUAUUUCUUGCUGGAAAGGACAAGGCGGUCCUUUAAUUUAGUGGCGAAGGGGAACAGCUCUUCAAGUUUGCCCCCACCACUAUCCCCAUCAAUCUGUCCGUGCACCCCCCCCUUCUUCCUUCACAACCCCACCACAUACUUUGCAUGGAAGUGAAACGGAGAGCGGCCAGGUCUCAGUGCUGUUUACAUGGACUCUGGGUAAUGUUAAAAUCUGCUUAGUUUGGCCCCAGGUCAGGACGAUAUCUUUCCUCACCCUGUCUAGAUUUACAUGGCCCCCGCUGACUCUUCCCUUAAGUGUGUCAGCUCUGAACCAGAAGCCUCUGUGUGUCUGGCUAAUGCAAAGAGCAUUUCUCUGAGCUUGUCUUCUUCAAUCCUCCUCCACUCUCAUUCUCUCUCUGUCCUCUCUCAAUGGGCCUCUGUGAAAGGAGCUUUUUCUGAAGCCGUCUCUAUGUUUGCACAGCCAACUCCGAGGUCCCAAGCUCAAAUAUGGUUUUACGUGAGAGCCUGUCUAGGCCUCCUCUGCCGGUCGAUAUUAUUUCUACCCAGCAGAGUUUUUUUUCUCUCAAUCUCAUUCCCCCUGGAGCAUACAUCUUCACUGGGAUCAAUACUUUCCUAAUCCAGAGCUCCGAGGCUGACCCGGGGUAAUCAGCUGACUUCCCAUGCUGCCCGCUGGGGAGGUCAAGGUUCAAAUGGCUGUAUAGAUUUGAUCCUGUGAUCAAAUCACUUUGCGAGGUGGUGCUUUCAGAUACAGCUGGUGGUGUCAAGAGUGAUCACUUGAUUUUUUUUCUCUAUUGUUGAGAGUUAAAUGCAGUGGUGACAUGUGAGCCUUGGCAACCCUAAUAUUAAUACAGCAGUUAAGCACCCAAAGUUUUUUUUAGUUAAGGUGCACAGUAGCCAUGAAACUGUAAGGUUAUGUGAAUCAUAUCAAAUAUUCCUUUUGUUAUUUGACUAUUCUGAUGUUAUUCCAUCCCACUUACAUACUUACGCACACACACGCAUGCACAAACUAUUCCCUCAACUUUGUAGCUCCUUGUGGCUUAAAUGUGUCUGUGAGGUGGUGAGAAAGUUAACGUGGUAAGAGCGCGCAACUAAACAUCCUGUCGAUAGAUUACGGAAGCUGAGUUCAAGUAAAGGCUUCACCCUUCGCCACGAGGCCAAAGAGACCUUCAGAUCUCCCGCUGAUCUUUUAGGCCUGGAAAUUUUAGGCGAGCCUCUGCUUCCACCCCUCAGAGUGGCCACUGCGCCUAUGUCCCAACAACUCAUCCCAGCAUCCGCAGGAGGGAAAUUGCAGGAGGAAAUUGGUGUUGUUCCAGAAGUAUCUGACAUUGCUUUGGUCCUCGGCUAUCUAACUGGACCAUAACCCCCCCUCUGUGUGCUUUCACUCUAGGAGAUUUGGAUUUGUCCGUACUUGCUCCCUCACAAUCAGGACUAUCUCAGUCAAUGUCCCUGAAGAGAUGUCUUCUGAAUUGAAGCCAUUUCUCUCGUCAGUAUUAAGAUGUCUACAUUUGUGCAGGGAUCAAGUGCUGCUGCUGUCUCACUGCUCAGUCGGACUCCUGGCCCUUCUUCAAUUUUUUCAUUUCGCAUCAUUUUUUUCUCUUCUCAUUUAUUACAUUUUUUAAUUAAAGACGCAUAAUAAAUAUUUUUAGGACUCAAGAUGAAGUAGCCGCCCUAAACUACUCAAUUCAGUGUUAAGGUUUCUUUUAGCAAGUACAGGGCUGGGAUCAGUAUUCAGUCAGACAGUCGUUGACGCCUUCACAGCAUUUGUGUCGCCAGGCAAGUUCCUCCUCUUCUGCUCUCUCUGUCUCUGAGGCAGACUUCAUGGCAGACUGUCCUCCAAGUGUGACAAGUGGAACUGUGUGAUUAAUUUGGCCAGUCGUUUUAAUGUGCUCCGGGAUGCGCAGCGCUUAUUGUCUUCGCCUUGCACGUCUUUCAGAAUCUGCCAGAGAAAAUGUACAGGAGGAUCGAGACAUCCAUCCCUCCUUCCCCCUCUCUGUUUUUUUCCCCUUUCGCUGCCUCAUUGAAGGGCUGAGCUACAGGGUCGUCAUGGGGGCCAGCCCAGGUCGGGGCCCGGCUCCAGCCAAGGCCGCUGGUGGAAUAAAUCUCCUGUCUCUGAAGUGUUGAAAGCUGUGUAAAUGUCAAACGCAUCAGUCUGAUGUGCUGGCUGAGGGGAGAGGGGGUUAGAGAGGAGGUGGGAUGCUGGGAGGGAGGGUUGUGCAUGAGCCAUCCACUGAAGCUGGUCCCCUGUUACCCUUCAUAGCUGGCGGUUGCCAGGUACAGAUGUUGCUGCUUGCUCCCUGCCGCUGAAGAGCAAGCCAGUUUUUUUUCCGUUUUCCCCCCCGUUUGUUUAGUUGGUGAACAUCUAUGAGACACACAAACCACUAGGGGCUUGACUCCUGUCAGCAGCUUAGUGAGCUGCAUAUCUCUCCGAUUUUAACAAUGUCCCCUCUGACCACCAGACAUGCUGCUUAGGGAGUUUUCUAUUUGGGGUUGUGGCUUUGCUCUUUCACCUUUUGGUUUCCUUGUAUAGCCCUGCGAAAAAAUCUUUUACCCCGUGUAACUAUUCAAAGACGCAUAGGGGGCCUAAAUGAAGUGGUCCUCUUCUUACACCCAUGCACUCACAAAUGGGAGCCAAUCUAUUACUUUCAUAGGUUCAUUGUAUUAUUUCCUUUGACUCGACCAAGUGUAAUAGCCCAACAGGGCAAUCACAUACAAUACUGACAAAAACUGCUUGAACACUACCUCCAUCCGUCCAUCCGUUCAUCUCUAUAGCAUCCCCCCUGCCUGUUCGUACUGUUGUUUUGUUCCCCCUUUCCACCUGCCUCUCUCUCCCCUGCUGUGCUGUGUCUCUCUGUCUGAGCCUUAGCCUGUAUUCCUCUUUAUGCUCUGCUGCAGUGCAGCCUUCUUGUAAAAGGAUAAGCACCAUGCUGUGCUCUUUUGAUAUUAUUUUUUCCCUCCUCGCCAGCUCCAGCCCUGUGAGGCCUCAUCUCUAGUUUCAUGGCUACUGCUGCAACAACAAGGCCAAGCAUGCACCCAGGGAAUAGACCGAGCCAGUUGUUCAUCUCCAUCACCUAGGGUUUAAACUCGUCCCCAGGGAUAGAGAAGAACUCCCAACUGCUGUGAGAUGGAAGUCAUCUGUUCAGCUGCAUGCUAAGAAUACAUUUACACUUGUUUCCUGGGGGUAGGGCGAUGUUGGGGAUUGGAUCAAUUUUCCUUUUAUUGUAAUUCGCAGAUGGAUCAAGAUGGACAAAAACAUUGUGUUAAAUGUGAUUCACCACCAGAGUGGUGAACAAAUGGGUGGUGAUUAUAGGUUGUGAUGAUCCACUAACAAGCAGUAUAGAAAUGGCUGACAAUUCAUUUGUCUGGAAUCCGUAGUCUGAAUGGGGAAUUGAUUGACAAGAAGCCUAAGCUACUUUCUCUUGUUAACGCCCUGCACUCUGUAGUGAAGGUCUUUUCACAAGCAGAGGCACAGAAAACAGGGUCUGCAAACAUUCCCCAAGAGAAAAGAGGACACAAAGCGUUGAAAUGUCGCCAAUAUUUAACAUGCUUUAUUUUUAGUAGUAGUAGUAUUAUUGUUAUCAAAAUUGUUUUAUAAAUGUGGAACAUAUAAGAGAAGACAUUUUGCAUUUCUUUCAAUCAUAUUUACACAAGAACAGAACAAUUGUCGGGCCAUUUUUGCAUUUUCUGCAGUAUUAUGAGGCACCUUUCCUUUGCGUUCACACUUAUUUUCUUUAUACUUACUGACAAGGCUCUGGAAUCAUAAACAACAAUCACUUCACAAGGAGAAAGACUCGUAUUGAACAUGUAAUUUGACUGUAUUAUCCUGCAUGUAUAUUCGUACUUUUUGUCUUGUGUAGGAAUGUGUCAGUAUGAACAAUAGGAGCUCAGGCGUUUCUUGACGUCGAUAUUCUGCAGAUAGAGAUGCAAGCGACAAUAAACCCUCCUAAAGGGCUGAGCCACAAUGUUCUUCUCUCACGUCUGCCAGCAAAGACUCCAGCUGUAUCCCUUGUCUUUGCAGAGUAGGAUGAAUCACGGGGAAUGGAAGCACCCCCACCACCACCACCACUUUCCUCUCCUGAGAGACCUUGGCCAAUGAGCCCUUGCACUGAUUACUCUCGUUACUUAAUUAUAUAUUUGGACCCACCGCACUCACAACAAAGGGCCGCUGUGCCUCCAUUGACCCAGCUCCCUCCUCAUUGUGCCCGGCUCUGAAAGGGAGUCAAACAAAACAAAGAGGGUCCACUUAAAUAUGUUGCCACAGGGACUUAAUUGACAGGUUGAAGGCAGUUUUUCACAGGGGGCCCUCUCCCUCUCGAUGUGGCUCUUCGCUUGAAUCGCUCUGCUCGUCGUGCAUCCUGCUGUGAGGUCCAGUGGGACUGGCCUGCUGCUCGACCACUCCUGUUUCCACAACUUUGCCAUGUAUUGUGUUGGGGGAGAGAGAGUUACCAACCAGGAGCAUUAAGCAUUUACCCACAAAUGAAUGUGAGAAACGGAAGCAAGGAUCAUGCAGAGCGGAUUUAAGAUGAGAACGAGGUCAUGCUUUUCAUGAAAAUUAAAGUUGGUGUUUCAACUGACAGUAAACCGGGAUUAUUGACUUUACUUUAACUUAACACAUUCUAGAAUGCAAUUUUCUAAUUCUAAUAAUAAUUAGUUUUCUGCCUGUGAACAUGUCAAGGCUGUGGCACUUAAUAUCUGGAGUAUUCUCCUCUGUCAGUUACAAGGACUUGUUUCUCUUUUUCUUGUUAUUUUUAAGGAUGCACCUCUGAAGAUAUUUGAGCCUAAUCACUUUGUAUUUGAAUGGUGAGAUUUGAAGUGAAGAAAGAAACAUUUCACUUUUUUCCGACUGAAUAGCAGGUGAUUUGGCCUUUGGCUGUGCCAGACGAGGCAUAUUUCAGGGUUCAACCUCUUGUUAUUUAGUUCCUUUAUCCCUGUAGAAGUCUGACAUAGAAAUUAAAGACUGGUUUGACAAAGGCGGAUUUGAAAUACCACACUUAAUAGGCACUGUUUUUGAGUAUUCAGAGAGUCUAAGCUCGGCUUUAAAUUAGACGAUAGUAUCUCAAGGACACACUCUUGAAAGGCUAAAUGACAAGCUGCAGCUGAAUGCAAAGUCAUUGAACAGACUCCUCAUAAUAGAAUCCAGUGUAUAGUGUUAUUCGUUUUUCAUCUUUUGUAAAUUUACAGCAUUGAAUUUGCAACAGAAACACCAGAAUGGUGUUCAAUGCGGUCGCUGUGUCGCUUUUCAAACAUGAAAAAGUCUCUUAGACUACCACACACUCUCCUCUCCCUCUUCAUCCUUUGCCGUUUUGCACUGAAAGCUGUCAGUGAAUGAGAGGUUGCACACAAAAAUAACAUCUGCACUGAUUAUGGGCUAUUGGGGGGGGGGGGGAGCCAAAUGAAUAAUUCCUUAUGUAUCCUGUGUCUGUCUCUUUUCUGUUACAGUGUGACAGUGAGUGUGACAUUGACGACAAGGUGUCUGAUGUAGGAUCGGAGAAGCUCUUUUCCCCCACCACACCCAAAGGUGUGCCAACGAAUGACAGUCCAGAGUCCAAGACUUGUAGCUCAGCCAAAGUAUCAGGGCUACAGCGCAGCCAGGAGCAGCGCAACAGUGAGGUGCCCUUCACGCCUCCCGUGCCCAGCCCCACCCCAGCUUCGGCGCCUACGGGCUCCCCUGCCCCCGCUGCAGCGGCGGCCCCCCCAGAGCCCCCUAGGUCGUGGCUCCCUACCCCGCCUCCUCUCAGUGUCAAGAAGGAGCAGCACCCUCUGCCCCCUGUCCCUACCCCUCCCCUGUUAAGGGGGCCACCCCACACCCAGCCCCACCCUCCUCACCCACACUUGCACCAGGAGGCCCGUGUUCUUCCGCACCCACAGCACCACGCACGGCCAGUAAUCAGCCACCAGGUGCAUCACCCGCUGCAGUACAACAGCCUCCACGACAUCAGCCACAGAAGCAGUCCAUUGGGUCUUCCCAAACAGCACUUGCCCCCAUCCCCUCACCACCACGUCAGCGGGCUCCCAUCCUCCGCCCCCUCCUUGCCUCUGUCUAUAGCUAACCUCUCUACCUCGCACUAUUCCUCCCUACGGAGCCCGGCCCAUCGCCAUCCGGCCAUGUUUGCAACCCCAGCCACACUGCCGCCACCACCGACCUUACCGACCAACAGUUUAGUGGUGCCCGGGCACCCCGCCGGCACCCCCUACCCAGAGCAUGACCUCCUGAGGCAGGAGCUGAACAACCGCUUCCUGGUUCAGAGUUCAGAGCGGGGCCGGGGGCCGUCCGCCUCACCACUGGCCCCCGCUUCGCUCCUGAGGGCCGAGUUUCACCAACACCAGCACAUGCACCAGCACCAACACACCCACCAGCACACCUUUACGCCCUUCCCCGCCAGUCUGCCCCCGGCCGCCAUCCUCACCCCGCCCACCGCACCCCCCAUGGUGCAUACCCAAGCCAGAAAUUUCGACAAAUACGCCCCCAAACUGGACAAUCCCUUUAUCAGACAUUCAAACUUCUUCCCCUCCUAUCCCCCCACCAUGCCAGGCAUGCCCCCGCUGCUCCCACACUCAGGACCCUUCAGCUCGCUGCAAGGAGCCUUCCAGCCCAAGGCAUCUAAUUCCAUCGACGUUGGGGGACGUCCUGGAGGAGUACCUCACACACUCCUACAGAAGGAUCCACGGAUAACAGAUCCAUACAGGACAUCUGUUAGGAAACCUGGCAAGUGGUGUGCAGUGCAUGUCCAGAUCGCAUGGCAGAUCUACCACCACCAGCAGAAAAUGAAGCAAAUGCAGUUAGAUCCUCACAAACUAGAUAUGAACGGGAAGCUGGACCUGUUCAGUCGACCACAAGCUCCAGGAGUCUUCCCAGGGUUUCCGUACACUCAUGACCUGGCACGACCCCUCUUCUCUUCCACAGGCUCUGGUCACCCCGCUCCUUCUCCGUAUGGCCACGUCCCCCACCCUAGCGGCUUCCUGCCUCCUAGCCAUUUGGCAGGUAAGUAUCCUUUCAGUCGCUCCAGUUCCUAUGGCGGCCUCGGCAACCUUUCAAGCAGUGCCUUCGGAGGAUUAGGCAACCCUUCGCUUGGGCCCAACAGCAUGUUUGGCACCAAGGAGGGGCCAGGAGGACUGCCCACGUUUGGCAGCCCCCACCACGACACCUGGAACAGACUUCGACGCACCCCGCCAUCUUUCCCCACCCCUCCGCAGUGGCCCAAAACCGCAGACACUGAGCGAAGCAGCUCAGCCAACAGCCAUGAGAGAGAACGAGAAAGAGAAAGGGAGAGAGAAAAGGAGAAAAGAGACUCGUCCAUUGGGAAGGACGAGAAGGAUAAAGACAGGGAUUCCGUGGAUCGCAAUCGUCACUCCAACCGUUCAUCUCCGGCCUCUGCGCCAGUCAGCUACCAGAUCAGCAGCCUGAUACGCUCAAACAGCCAGAACUCCUGUGAUUCGGGUCGACAUCACAGUGGAAGUGUAGAUCGGGUCCGUGAGGCGGAGAAGGAGCUGCUGGAGCGCCACAGGGAGUCUUCUGCGCUGGGUGAUGUGAAGGUGAAGGAGAGCCGCUCGCCUGGCAAGGAGAUUCUAGAGAGGAGAUCCUCAGAAGACUCCAUCAAACCCGCUCAACGUUCUCCUUCCCCAUACUCCAAGGCAGUGAUCAAUGAGCAGGGCAUGAAAAUGGCAGGUGGGCCCCCACCUACACUCAAGGACAGCGAGAGGAAAGAGCCCUCACCCGCAGAGCUCCUCCACAAGGUGAAAAAUGACAUGAAGAUUAAGGAGGAGAGGAAGGAGGAGCAGGAGGUCAUGGUGGUGAGUUCGGAGCCUGCCCCCCAACCACCAGCCCAAGCUCUCCCUGCUCAAAUCAGCCAGCCUGUAAACCCGCACCACCACCAUCCACCUUUGUCCCACCAGCAUCUUCCCUCACCACGCGGCAGUGACAUUCCAGCACCUGGCAUGCAUGGUGUCCCCAUGGCACACUCUCUGCCCCUUUCAAUGAGUGCCAUGCCCCAGAUGGGAAGCCUCAAUGUGCUGGACCGGGCGCGCAUGGCUCCCUUCAUGGGAGUGAGCCCACUGGCAGGAAGAGAGCGCCUGCCCCACCCGGCCUUCCCUUGGGACCCACUUAGAGAGGCCUACCGCAGCCUCGACCUGCAGCGGCGCAUGGACUUCCAGCUCAGGGCCGAGCAAGGACAUCGAUUCUCCAGUGUGUACGAACAGGAGCGAGCCUACCGCGAAAGGGAGGCUCACGACUACUCCCACCACGAGCACCUGUUAGAGGUGCGCAGGGAACACGAGAGGAUGAGACAGCAUGCGGAGGAGCGAGAGCGCCUCCACCUGAGGGAGGAGCUGGACAGAGCACGCCUCCAUCAGCUGCAUCAGUCCCCCAUGGAGGGCCAUCUACCCCACAUGGCCCCCUUUAUGCCCCACCUAGGCGGCAUGCCCUACCCUAGACUCAGCCCAUCCACAGGACACAACGGCCCUCUGAACAGAACACCUCCGACUGCUGCACUCAGUGCGCCCCCGCCCCUUGUACCAGCCGGCAGUGCCAGGCCAACCUCACCCAGGAGGACUACCCCCCUCACCACCCAGGACCCACGGGACUACUCCCCAUCUCGCAACCCCAAAGAGGUAGAGGCUCGGUAGCUUCUUAGAAACGUGCACAAAGUCUUACUAGACGCACUCCACACGAGCCCCACUCUCCUAAUCUGAAAUGUUUUGUGAACAAAAUGCACUGCUCUUAACCAGAUAGGAGCAAAACUUCCUAAGGGAAAGAGUAUGAUUGUACAAAGUAAAGGUGUGUAAGGCUGAUUAAGCACAUGCCAUGACUUUAUUUUUAGUGGACUGGAGGUUGAAUAAUGUCGGUCAAGAGAACAUAAAUAUGUGUAUGUUUAUAUCCGACUUAAAUAUUUGAUAAUUAUUAAUAUAUUAAUCAAAUACCUUUUUUUCAGCUCCAUGCAAAAGGAAAGGUCCUGAAAUGAGUUUGUACAUUUCUUAUCCUUGUUCCAUGUAUAGAUAUAAUUUCUAUGAAUUUUGUGCAUUAGUCAUGCCUUUUACAAUAUUUAUCCCAGUUGAUUGUGAGACAUAUCCAUUAUGACCCACUGUAAAGACUGGAUUUUGUUUCAAACUUCAGUAAUUUAACCUCAUGGUACCAGGAUAUCCUCAAUGAUGACAAUGUACAAUGUUACAUUACCGAUUUGUUUUGUUCAUUUGUUUUUGCCUUUGAGAUAUGCAGAUAAAUAUAUAUUAUGAGGUCUUUGUUCAGUCUCUGUAAAGAAAACUCAUGUACAUAACUUGUUGAUAUUCCUUUGCUGCGAAAUUACAGUGUAAAUUUAUUAGUCUUUUUAACCAUUUCUAGAAAAAUGAAAUGAAAUGAAACUUGGGGAAUCACUUUCCUGUUGAAUAUCGUGGCAACAGACAUGCCUGGCCAAUGGAUGAGAAGUAUGAUGAGAGGGUGUUGUAGGGGGGCCGAGAAGGAUCAUCUGCAAUCUAUGCAAAGCAGCACACAGCACCCUAACGAAGAAAUCACCCGGAGGGAGCAGACAAUACUGGUGAUACGGAAAGAUACUUGGAUUAACACUUGUUUAUAAAUAAUGAUGGAAUUAUUAAAAGACUUCCAAGUCAAAAACUGGACCAGCCCCAGACAGAAAAGGAGGACACUUUUUAGUGGGCGGCAAAAGGACUUUCUCUGUCAACCUUGUGGUGUUGUGCAGUUGUUUUUCUUAGACUCUUGUAUACAAAACAAGUAGAGUUUUAGGCGUGCAAAAAAAUGAAAAUGAACAUUCUUGGUUUAAAAUGUACGGAAUAAAGUUUGGACCUAAUGUCAUACAUGUGUUGCUUGUCUUUCCUCAUGGCACUCGUCGUCAGUGCUGACUACAAGUACUGAACCGGUCUGUAAGCCAAACUUACUGAGUUGAGUGUUGAUGUUAGGUUGAUAGUUUUGCCAAUAAUGCUCGUGCCUCAGAUUUCAGCAUUUAGAGUAUUUGCUCAUAUAUAUCAAGCUAUCAAUUUGUAAUCGUACGGGCAACAGACUUGGCCGGCAGAGUAGCCUAUGCCAUGAGAUCAUUUGACCAUAAUCUGUCAUACAUGGGCUGCAGAGCUCCUCAGAGGGGAUCGAUGAGAUUGGGCCAAGGCAAUACAGGGAGGGACUAAUAGGACAUUGAUUUUGUAUAAAAGCAGGUUUUGAGUGUUUGUGUUGCAGGUAACCGGUAUUGACUGGCAGCCCAGCCGCAUAUUGACGCGCGGUCUGGACUCAUUAAGAGGAGCAAUGCCUGGGAGGCAGGCUAUCGGAUGGUGGAGGACAGGCUCCUCUCUCUCUCCUCAUACGCCCCCCCCCCCCCUCUCCUCAUGCACACCACUCAUCUGCUUUUCUAAUAAGGCCGGAAGGCGCUCUGGAGUGGGCCGUGCAGGGAGCCGCGAGGCGCCCCGUCCUGUUAUUGACAAGACCUCGGCUGUGCUUGCCGCCUGUCCAGAGACGGCCAAUUCAUCCUGAUAAUGCCUCGACUACUCAUCUCGCUGCUGUGUGCUGUGAGACACACCAAUCUUGUCCCAUGGUAGCAGCCCAUAAUGACAGCGUGGAUCAAACCGUGGCCAGGUCAUUAGGGGAUGUUAUUGAAAAUCAAUGGCGCUCCUGUGUCUCGCACACUCCGGCAGUUUUUUUUUUUUGUUUUUUUUUUUUGAAAGGGCUCCUUGAAAAGACUGUUUGCCAGAAUGAGGCUGGCGUAUUGGGAAGACUUAAAUCACUAUCACUUUCAAUUUAGGCUCCAGGUAAUUGAGCCACAUAUUCCUCUGACGGGUAGCAUCUGUCAGUGGCCAGCUUCACUUUAGCACUAUGUGCUUUUAGUCCUAAUCAUCUGGUCAACAACGGGUACUUAACCCCUGUACUUGUUACAGCAUAGUGAUUUUUCCUGUAACUAUUAUUUACCAAGCAAGCUUUGGAAGAAGAAAAACACACACCUUACAUUUUCCCCCGACUCAAUCACUCUGUCCAUCUCCAUCCAUUUUAACGGCUGAGUGUGGAACGGCCCUCCGGAGAUGAAAAGCUCCAUCAAUUUCACUCAUCGUCUGGCAAGGUCAAUUUAUUUCAACACACAGUCCAUCAUCAGAUGGGAAUCAAUUGACACAUUGCCUAGCAUAUCCAACCCAAGGUAGGUUAUUACAGCUUCUGCAAUUGUCAGCUCUUUUCCAAAGCUAUUCUUCACAUGUCCAGGCUAUUUUCUUUUUUGUUUAUGAUUUUCUAUUUUUACUUGUUCAUAAUUUGGAACACAUUUCCUGUUAAAUGGAGCAUUGUUACUGUGGCAGGGCUUUGCGUAACAGCAAGUCAAAAAAGCGACUGAUACAAGAUUGAGGUUUUUUUUACACAUUUCUCCACUAUAAUCCCAAUUAAUAGGAUACGGUGGUAUCUGAGGUAAGACAUUGUUUUAUUGUUCCACUAAUCCUCUUCAUUUAUCUGUGAAAAACCUCAAUGCUGAGGGUUUAGGAUUGAAUUUUCAU